Lodderomyces parapsilosis is the source of this 687-nucleotide messenger RNA. It is a transcript of the gene RSR1, whose product is annotated as Ras family GTPase. NCBI's taxonomy places the organism in Eukaryota, Fungi, Ascomycota, Pichiomycetes, Serinales, Debaryomycetaceae. Gene Ontology annotation, cellular component: plasma membrane. Gene Ontology annotation, biological process: signal transduction. The coding region runs from base 1 to 687 and encodes 228 amino acids. Gene Ontology annotation, molecular function: GTP binding; GTPase activity; GDP binding. The record is from RefSeq and is a predicted model, not a curated record. The transcript is spliced from 2 exons.
AUGAGAGAUUACAAGAUUGUUGUUCUAGGUGCCGGUGGUGUAGGGAAAUCCUCCAUAACUGUGCAGUUUGUACAAGGCGUAUACAUUGAGAGUUAUGAUCCAACAAUUGAAGAUUCCUACCGAAAGCAAAUAGAAGUUGAUGGCCGCGCGUGUGACUUAGAGAUAUUAGAUACAGCUGGUGUAGCACAAUUUACAGCCAUGAGAGAGUUGUACAUCAAGAGUGGGAAGGGUUUUUUGUUAGUGUACUCAGUCACGGAUGAAAAUUCAUUGAAAGAACUUUUGGCCUUGCGCGAACAAGUUUUGAGAAUCAAAGACAGUGAUAAUGUUCCUAUGGUAUUAGUGGGAAAUAAAUGCGAUUUGGAUGAGGAUAGAGUUUUGAGCAUCGAGGAUGGUGUCAAGGUAAGUCAAGAUUGGGGGUUGGUACCAUUUUAUGAAACAAGUGCCAUGUACAAGACAAAUGUUGAUGAAGCAUUCAUUGACGUGGUUAGGCAGAUAAUGAGAAAGGAAGCGGCUAUUAGCGCUGAGAAGAAGCAGCAAAAGGAAAAACAGAAAGUGGAGCAACCUGUUGUAUCGAAACAACCUGUUGCUGAACAGCCAAAGAAGGUGGAGCCAGCGAAUGCAAGACAGAACCAGUCGACAAAGGGGAACAAAAGUAGCUCUGGCAGCAAGUGUUGUACCAUUAUGUAG